Onychostoma macrolepis is the source of this 4535-nucleotide messenger RNA. RefSeq lists its product as uncharacterized. The coding region runs from base 260 to 1255 and encodes 331 amino acids. NCBI's taxonomy places the organism in Eukaryota, Metazoa, Chordata, Actinopteri, Cypriniformes, Cyprinidae. Gene Ontology annotation, molecular function: mRNA binding. Gene Ontology annotation, cellular component: cytosol. The record is from RefSeq and is a predicted model, not a curated record. The transcript is spliced from 2 exons.
UUCGCAGAAAUGAGUCGGGCUUGCUAUCACUAACUGGGGUCAAACGGUAGGAGGCGCCAACUCUCAGGCUGUUGAGCGCUUAUGUGACCCUCCCCCAACCCUCAGACGAGGCAUUGACACCGUCAUCAUCCCUUAUCAGCGAGCUUACCCAUGCCUUCGGUAUAGUUGCGCUUUGAAGGAACUUCAUCGUUUGAUACCUUGCACUUGCGAAUCAACCAAAGACUGAUCCCAAAACGCACUGCUGUUCUUCCUGUUCAAAAUGGUGAAGAUAUUUGUUGGCAAUGUAGCUUCAGCGACCACAGAAGACGAGCUCCGUGCUUUGUUUGAGAAGUACGGCACCGUGUCCGACUGUGACAUUCUGAAAAACUAUGGCUUCGUGCACAUGGAUGAGGAAGAGGCAGCGCAGAAAGCCGUCUCCGCUUUGCACAAGCAUGAGGUCAACGGCUCCCGCAUCACCGUUGAGUACGCCACCACCAAGGUACGCAAUGCCACCAAGAUCUACGUGGGCAAUGUUCCCGAAGGCGUCACCGCUGCCAAAAUCAAGGAGCUCUUCCAGCCAUUCGGCAAGGUGGUGGAGUGCGAUAUUGUGAAGAAUUAUGCAUUCGUUCACAUGCAGAGGGAAAGCGAGGCUCUGGAGGCCAUUUCAAAGCUUAACCACUCCAAAUUGGAGGGCCAAAAGAUCUUUGUGUCCCUCUCACGCAGUAACCCAUCCAGAAAUGACCGAGGGGAGGACUAUUUUCCUCCUCCGCCGCAUCACUAUCCACCUCACCCACACCACCAUCCUCACUUUCUCCCCCCACGCCCACCGCCCCGUGAAUACUAUCCGCCUCGUGGCCGACUUCCACCCCCUCCUCUCCCACCGCCGCCACCCCGCGCCUACUAUGAGCGUGAUGUGUACGAGAGGGGCCUUCGCCACGACCCGUAUGCCGCCCCAUCCCCGCGUUUUUACGAACGGGAUCCAUACGACCGGCGCAUUCCGCCCCCUCAGCGGCCGGUCACGCCUCCUCUCGCCGGUCGCUACUACCGUGAGCGCAGUCCUCUUGGCGGUCGCCGCUCUCUCCUGCCUCCGCCUCCCCCUCCACCCUCUUCUGCCGGCUUUGCCCGGGGUUUUGCCCGCAAUGGCGCUAGCUCUGCGCCCCCUCCCCCUACCGCCGCUCCUUCCUCCCACUAUCAGCGCUACUCUCUCGCCUCAGGCUUUGAUAAGGAUGAUUAUUUGGAGGACAAGUACAGCAAUGGCUUCAGCCGUAGCUACUAAGCACUGAAGUUUGUCCGCCCCGUUAUUUUCGAGGAGCUGAGUAAUCUUAAGAGGGGCUUUCCAUCAGGGAGUUAGGGGUGAUUUGUUUUUGUAAUAUUCUGUGAUAGUUGUAGCGAUUUUAGAGAUAUAACGGGUCAAUCAGCUAAUACUGUACUCAUUUAACUAAUAAAUUUACCUCCGCCCGAUGAAGGAACAGCAAAUAGGAAGUUAAAUACACAUGAAUUUUAUAGCAUGUUAUGUUGUAUUAUGUUUGCCAGGCAUAUCAGUUUGAGUAUUUUCUUAAAACAAUUGUUUUUUCCCCCCUUUUUUUUUUUUAAAUAAAAUCACACCGUUCAUUUUACUCUAGCAUGCACUUCAAAAAUACAAUAGAUCGCUUGAAUAUAUAUAUAUAUAUAUAUUUUUUUUUUGCAUUGAUUAUUUCAACAUGCAUAGUCUACCCAACAGGAAAUUAGUCGUUUUGAAUGUUUACCUUUUUGGUAUUUAAGAAUAUUCAAGUGUUUUAAUUUUCACUGUCUUUUGCACGAGUCAGAGAGUUAAUUUGGAGGUAAUUUGAAUUUUUCUUUUUUUUUUUUUUUAAUUGAAUUUCAUCUCUUGACUAACUUGCUAUGGUGUUGUUAGAAGUAAUGUUGUAUGUAAGUCAGACCAGUGGGAAGGAACAGAGAGGACAUGGGUAAAGAGGUUGUUGUGGGCGGAGCUGUGUGCUAACUGACUGAUCAACCAAUCACAUCCUACCGGCUAACCGAGCACAUCGCAUCUACCAGCCGUUCAACUUUCGGAUCCGCUGCCGCAUCCUAGGAUAAAGCACCACCGGUCAAAGGAAGCGAACGACUGACCAGCCGCCGACCGCCUAAUAAAUUAAAAACAACACUGAAUCAUUAGUGCAAUAUCAACACUGUAUUUCCAAAUCUCGUUGUGUUAGACAAACAGCUGAUUUGCCGACUCCGCAGACUCAGAGAAAGUUUUUAAAGAUUAUAAAGACUUAUUUUGACAUCACAUUAUAAUGGACGUGCUUGUGAUUGAAAAUAUUACUGAAUACUCAACAUUGUUUCCUGUCCUACUUGUACUACUGCUGUUUGCCUAUUGUUAGCGUACACCUCUGUUUAAAAUGUACGUUUGUAAAAAGCCUGUUUUCUCGACUGUUUAUCCGAAACCGCUCUCUUUAUCAUAUUGUCCACUCGAGCAGGUUCGAAACUUAUGCUUGUUUUGAUUUAAACCUAUGAAAACAGAUUCAUGUUCUACCAGUCGCUGUCAUCUUGCCGCCUGAAUAAAAAUUCGACUGACUUAGACGCAACGUUUUCAUGUCACUCGUUUUUAAUUGAGUCUCUUUAAUUUCUACCUCAUGUCUUAAUCGCUCACGUUAUCAUUCGUAUAAUAGAAAUGUCCUUUGACUUGAUCACUCAUGUGUAAAGUGCCAAAUAGAUUCGUAUAAAAACUACACUUUCCGCUUGAACCCUUCAUAUAAAAAAACCUCAGUAAAUUCCAGUCACUCUUAUCUUUUUUUUUUUUGUUCCACAAUAACCCCUGGCCAAGAUGAAUGAAUGUAUGUAUGAUGCUCUGUUUCGAAUUACUGUAACAGCUUGGUGUGGCUCAUCAGGAUGGGUGAGUUAAAAGUGAAGGUAAGUAGCAUUUCAAGCUGGAUUGUUCAGACUUUUGCUCUCCUUGUCACGUUGCACGUUAUUGUAUGUAUCUGUGCUAGCAGAGCCUGUUUGACUUGUUUUUGUUUGUUCACUGGUGAUAUUAUUAGAACAGUCACAUACUGUUCCUGAAACACUUCAUCCUGAUAGUCAGUGCAGUUGUUUCAUGAUGUCCGUCAAGUGUUUAUAAAGUGUGAUUUACCUCUUCUCCUCACAGCCUUUCAGUAGAGCUGAAUUGACACAAGUCUGUACUCUGCUGUCAUCUCUAUAAUCAGCUCUUUCAAGAGGAGGAACAGCUUUACACUUCAUAAACUAUACCCUUUGUAUGUUUCUUCCCUUUCUCGUGCUACAUGCCUCAUUUGAAGUACUCCAGUCACCAGCUCAUCACUUCUCGUACAUGUUUCUAAUGGGAAUGAGUGUUUACUUUGAGGUUUAGUGAAUAUAAGCAAUUCCCGUCAUUGGUUGCCUCAUGUUUAGAAUUUCUAAUGAUCGUUUAAAGAACAACAUGAAUCCAAAAUGAGGUAAUGAACUUCCAGAAAAUGUCAUGUCAUUUCAAGAUUUUAGGGUAGUGAAAGUUAAAUCUAAUGAGAAGUACAGUAUAACAGAAAUAUGAACUCAUCUAUAUGGUUAUUAGGGUAUUUUUCAGGAAACUGUCAUUUGUGUGCUCAGUUUGUCUCUGUGAUUUAAUAUUGGUAUAUUUAGGUAUUAAACUUGGUCACAUAAAGUACAUUUUAAAUUAUUUCAUUUUUAAAUGUUUGUUGUGCGUCACAAUGUCAAUGUUUGUCUCCAUUAUAAUAUUUUAGAGUUAUGUAAAGACAACAUUUUUAUUGAAAUUGUCCUUGUUCCUUCAGUUUUUUUCCUAGCUUAUGCUGUAAAAUAAAAUAGACUUGUUGCACUGAUCAUCCUUUUAACAUAAGUGCAGUAGGUGUAUAUAUAAAUAUUUGAGUUAAAAUUAUUCAGUGCUUUAGCAUUUACACUGCUGGUGAUUUACAAGGCAAUAACCAUGGAAAACAGUUAUUAACUGCUAAUCUAAAUAUUAUGGCAACUCUGCAAGGCCAUGCUCCUAUAGUUGUAAUGAAGUAACAAAUAUUUCAUUUUCUUAUUAAACUGUUUGCUUUUUGUCCUAGACAUUUAUUGCACACAUGGUAUGCUGUUUCCUGAGAAUGACCCAUAUAAAAAUGAACAUAAGAUUAUUUUAUUUCAAUCUGAUAAAGAAUUUCAUACAGAUAGCAGUAAGUGAAGCCUUGGGUUUGAAUAGGAUAUCCUGUGACAGAAGAUCAAAUGUGCAUUUGUGGGAGGUUAGGACUUGUUUAUAUUGGUCUAUUAGUACAUAGAAGAGCACUAUAAGAAGUUAACCGAUUCAGAACUACAACAUUCAUAGAACACCAAAGUUAUCCAAAAGAAAUGCACAAUCUCUAGGGGCCUAAUGGGGCAUUCUCUUACUUUUAGACAGCUUUUCCACUAUCUCUGCUGUAUAUAAUAUGAGAAUGCAAUAAAACACAAUGUAUAGCCUGGUAGCUUACAAUGGAAAGAACUUUGAUCUCGUGUUUCAUAUAUUGCUUUAAUCCUCACUAAUGCUCAUUUCCAUGUAUGUGUUUCUCAUAUUUGUUUGUGAAUAAAGGCAACAUGAUGGUUAUUUAAUCUUU